Carcharodon carcharias (great white shark) is the source of this 1386-nucleotide messenger RNA. Its product is annotated as serine/threonine-protein kinase NIM1-like. Gene Ontology annotation, molecular function: ATP binding; tau-protein kinase activity; protein serine/threonine kinase activity. The record is from RefSeq and is a predicted model, not a curated record. The transcript has 4 exons. Bases 1 to 1386 code for a protein of 461 amino acids. Gene Ontology annotation, cellular component: cytoplasm. Gene Ontology annotation, biological process: protein phosphorylation; microtubule cytoskeleton organization; intracellular signal transduction. Lineage: Eukaryota; Metazoa; Chordata; Chondrichthyes; Lamniformes; Lamnidae.
AUGACCACGGUCUAUGCCAAUGGUGGCACCAUGGUCAACCAUCACUACGCCCGCUGGAGCCGGGAAAACAGCGUGGAGGACUGCACGCGGGCAGAGGUCUACGAGGAGGACGAUGACGGGCAGCAGCGCAGGCUGACUCCGCUGGAGAAACUGUCCCACGAGAUGGCGCAUGACGAACGGGCUGUCAAGGAGGUGACGCUGGGCAAGAGGAUCGGAUUCUACCGCAUACGCGGCGAGAUUGGCAGCGGCAACUUCUCGCAGGUCAAGCUCGGCGUCCACUUACUAACGAAAGAAAAAGUUGCCAUCAAGAUAUUGGACAAGACGAAACUGGACCAGAAGACCCAGCGGCUUCUGUCUCGAGAGAUCUCCAGCAUGGAGCGUCUGCACCAUCCCAACAUCAUCAGGCUUUAUGAAGUGAUCGAGACCCCGUCCAAGCUCCACCUGGUGAUGGAGUAUGCUGGCGGGGGUGAACUGUUUACCAAAAUCAGUACAGAGGGCAGGUUGUCAGAGGUAGACAGUAAGAUCAUCUUUGCACAGAUCGUCGCAGCAGUUAAACACAUGCACGAGAACGACACCGUCCACCGCGACCUGAAGGCCGAGAACGUCUUCUACGUGACCGCCGGCCGCGUCAAGGUGGGUGACUUCGGCUUCAGCACCGCCUGCCGCCGGGACCAGAUGCUCAGCACCUGCUGCGGGUCGCCGCCCUACGCCGCGCCGGAGCUGUUCGGCGACCAGAGCUACGCGGGGGCCUUGGUGGACGUCUGGGCGCUGGGGGUGCUGCUGUACUUCAUGGUGGCGGGGGGCCUGCCCUUCCGCGCGGACACCGUGGCCGGCCUGAGGCGGCGCGUCCUGCAGGGGGGCUACCCGCUGCCUCGGCACCUGACCGAGCCCUGCCGGCAGCUGAUCCGCCGCAUCCUGCGCCCGGCGCCCGCCGAGCGCCCCACGGUGGCCCAGAUCGCCGGCAGCGGGUGGCUCGUCCUGGACGCCCCUCCCCCACCCUCACCCCCACUAGACCCCGCCCACCUGGCCGGGCCCUCGCAGCCGCCGAGGGGUCACGAGGACGAGCACGAGCACGAGGCCGAGGCCGAGGUGAGGGGGGCCCUGGCCCGCCUCGGGGUGACGGAGGCCCACAUCCGGGACAACGCGGGCAAGGACUCGCGCAGCCCCAUCACCGGCACCUACCGGAUCGUGCAGCACCGGGUCCAGCGGGGGCGGGGUCAGGGGCGGGGUCAGGGGUCACCGGACACAGGCCCGGCGGCGGCGGCGGCCCCGGCCAUGGCCAUGGCCAUGCACCGCGCCCGGGGCCAAGACUCAAGGACAAGGCCAGACCGAGCCAAACUCGACGGGCCGCUGGGCCUCACCUCCAAGUUGUGCUCAAUUUUAUAG